AAAGUCCAAUGGAAAGGAAAACUAUAAUAUCUACUGAUGCAAACCACCCACAAAACUAAGCAGCAAACUGUUAUGUCGGUUAAUGCUAAUGGUUAAACAUAACGUGCAAUUUAGCUUGCAAACGUGUUCGAAUUAAAUUCGAACUUCAUCAAGGAUUUGUGCGUGCGUGAGAGAUUCAUUGCUGAAUAUGCAAUCUACAUGAGACUAACAUCAGCUUAUAGUUUUCAUCAGUUUGAGAACCUCGGAAUGACACAUUUAGCGUCAGCAGCGUUCGGCUUAACAUCACUUUCAAUUCAACAAACGUCCAAUGCUGACACGAGCGCUUCCACGCACACCUCCAGUACUACAACUUCGCAUGACAUAAAUACCAGCUCGUCGUCCAGCACUAAGGCAAUAGCAAGUUCCACAACGUUGAGGGUGGCAGCAACAGAAUGGGAGUAUGUGUCCCUCGGCCUGACUGCGCUGUUGGUCGUAAGCGUCGUGGUUAUUAUUGUGACGUGUACCUGUUUGCUGAAAAUGCGGCGCAAAUUGAACAAAUGCAACGCAACACUAUAUCCGAUGUCUACUAGUGCUGAUAAAAAGAACACGUCUCCCGGUAUGAAACAGCAAAGUGGGAAAUUAGAGCUAACCGAAAUGUCACGUGAUGAGGGCCAUGUUGAAGAUGUGAUUGACAGUCCGAUACUUCCUUCUACUCCUCUGCGUUCGCUUGCCCAACCUCUCACUGUUAAUGCAAAUAGCCGUAUAGACGUCAACAAGGCGCCACCAUUACCAAACAGAACCAAGCGUGCAGCUCGGCCGACGGCAUCGCAUUCAUCAAACAGCAAGCUCUCCUCAAACAUUCCAACGAGAACUCUUACGGCAAACAGGGAACCUAAACAACGCAGAUCGUCAAAUGAAAGUAACGUAAACACUGAAACGCGCUCUGAGAGUUUUGCGGUUAAAGACGAUAUGAAACAUCGUGGGAGUAUUGAUAUCCAGUUUAACGAACGUGUAAAGUUUGAGGCAUCGGGUCUUUACGAAGACCAAGAUGAAGAUAAUCUGUAUGAAGAAUACCAAAAUAUGACACUUCGUUAUAACGACAAGCCAUACCCUGAAUCAGAUGAGAAGAAAAAUGUGAGUGAAGACAAUGGUGUCUAUGAAGAACCUUACAACACUACUGAAAAAAGGGCAUCAUCAGCAAGUGAAGCAUAUCUUCAAAAACAGAACACCAUGUCUGGGCUUCCCGCAAAGGACCAAACAUGGUCAACUAUUGGUGAUAUAACAAGCAGCCUCCCGCUACAGGUCUCAGAAGCACUGACGAAUAAUUGGAGAAGCGCCGGCCUUUCUGUUUUGCCAGGAAAAACAAAAACCUCAAGACAAACAGCAAAUGAAGACACUAACCCUCUUAACGUCUACGAUGAUUUAACCACGAUACAUCCAUCAAAUUCGUCUAUUACUAUUGGUACUCAUGGGAACAACAAUAGUUUCUUUUUUAUAAGUGAUGAAACAAGAACAAAUACCGACAUUAAUCAGGAGCAAGACAACUUUGAAGAAAAUGUAGUAUAUGAAGAUGAACUGUUGUCAUCUCCUGACGAAAUAUACACAAUUCCUGUGUCUAACGUUGUCUUUACACAAGGAACACAUGUAGAAGACGUUGAAAAUGAUUUAUAUUUGUUUGAAAAAAGUGAAUCAGACAUGUAUGCGGAUUAUGCAUCACCGCAAACAGUUGCCCUAUACGAUACCACUAGGAUUAAAGGCCAUACAAGUACACAGGACAUUCAGAACGAUCAAUAUGCAAACGCAGAAAUACCAAAGGCUAGCGUUUUGGAAAUAUAUGCCGUUACAGGUAUAGAACAAGAACCAGCCUCCCACCAGAGGAGUCACCAGACUCUUACCUCAAAUCUGCUCUACAAAGAUUCGCCAUCCAAAAAGGCAUCAGAAAAAACAUGUAAUGAAUUUUCGGAGACUAUGGUCCCGCUUAGCUCAUCAACGGGAGGAGAAGAACAAACACAAUCUAAAAGUUAUCUGAUGACACCGAUUUUGAAAGUUUCGGAUAUGCCAACAUCAGCACCCAAUGAUGCUUCACCGGAUAUGGUGUUGGAUCAGUUUGAGCAGGAAGAAUCCAUCGCUCCGCCGAACACACCUCCUCCCGAGUUACCCAUAGAAACUUCUCCUUCAGUCCCGGAUAACGAAACUCAAGAAUUACCGAUGGUUCCUCCAAGGCGAACAAUCAUGACACCUGUCUUUAAUGGACAUGAAAAUGUCGAAUCAUUAAUCAAACAAUCAAACGUAGAUUUAGGUAGGACAAAUGUUCUGUUAAGGAACAUUGGCGAUGAAUUACCAAUAAUGCCGUCUCCUGUCACUUGCGAGCCAAAACCUUCAAAUGGUGAGGGUCACAGAUAUGCAUAUUAUCUGGAUGUGAACGAUCAGCAAAACGAGUUACUGGACUCUGGAGAAGUCGUAAAAAACAAUGACAUUCAAGAAUCAGACGGAUAUGUUGAAGGCAACGAAAGUGAGCAGACAUAUGACAUUCCAACUAAAUUCAAACAUGGUCAAUCAAUGUCCUAAUUGUUGAAAUUGGUGUUCACAGUAACUCUUUUUAUGGUAUACUUCCUUUUAAAAAAAAAGCAAAGAGCAGUGACACUGUCCGUCUUUGUGUCUGUAAGUCUAUGCAAGUGUGAAGAUGUCCGUCCGAAAAAUACUGUCUAUGUCAUUAUUUUAACAUAUUCUGAUGGUUUUUAACUGACGUAGCACAUAUUUUUAUCAUCAUAAAAUGCAAAGAACCCGUCUCACUACAUCAAAAGUCAAUGUCACACUUAAAGGUCAUUGGUCAUGUUCGGCCCAAAACAGCUAGAACAUUCCUGUCUCAGCCAUAUCUUUGCCAUAUGUUUAUGGAUUUUAUGAUAAGUUGGCACAAAAGUAAACAACUGAUCCCUUUAUAUCAAAGGUCAUGGUCACACUUGAAGGUUUAAGGUAAAUAAAAAACGAUCGGAAUGUGGGGCAUCUUAUCAACACAUGUCUUGUUUUUUAAUUAAUGCUUGCUGAUUAGUGUCUGACUGAAACAUAAAACAGGUGAUAUACAAUAAAACUUACAAUUUA
This is a messenger RNA of Dreissena polymorpha, 3078 nucleotides long. RefSeq lists its product as uncharacterized. The transcript is spliced from 7 exons. Bases 199 to 2547 code for a protein of 782 amino acids. The record is from RefSeq and is a predicted model, not a curated record. Lineage: Eukaryota; Metazoa; Mollusca; Bivalvia; Myida; Dreissenidae.